Messenger RNA from Biomphalaria glabrata, 4861 nucleotides. RefSeq names its product glucose dehydrogenase [FAD, quinone]-like. Gene Ontology annotation, molecular function: oxidoreductase activity, acting on CH-OH group of donors; flavin adenine dinucleotide binding. The transcript has 12 exons. Lineage: Eukaryota; Metazoa; Mollusca; Gastropoda; Planorbidae. The record is from RefSeq and is a predicted model, not a curated record. Bases 390 to 2180 code for a protein of 596 amino acids.
AAAAUUCAAAAACAAGAAUCGGAAAGUGGGCGAGAGAAUACUCAGCGAAUAGCAACUUUAUUAGAGGUCUAGAUCUAGAAUCUAGAACAUUGGCUACAUUGACUGCAAUCUAGAGUCUAGAUCUACAUUUCAAUCUAAUUCUAAUCUAGAUCUAUAGAGUCAGUCUAGCCUAGGAACCUUCUAUCUAAUCUAGAUCUAUUCUAGAUUAGUCUUAGAUAGCUAUCUUUUAACUUUUCACGACUUAGUAUUUACUAUCUAGCUCACUGUCACUGUAAUUUAGGUUAGUGAAUAGUCACAAUAGUGACUUAGAUCUAGUAGUGUAGUAAAAUACACACUCACAGUGUGUAAGUUACACGAAGUGUAACUAUUUAAAGUCUUGACCAUACAACAUGGGUCCUUGGUCCUACAUGCUGAUAUCAUCCAGUAUUGUGAUACUGUUAGGCAUAUUUAUACAGAGAAAGGCCAAUGAACUUCCUCAAUUAGCAACCAAAGUAGAUCAGGAAUAUGACUACAUUAUUGUCGGUGGUGGCUCGGCAGGCUGUGUAUUGGCUAACAGAUUAUCUGAGGAUCCAUCCAAAAAGGUUUUGCUUCUAGAGGCUGGACCAGAUGACCGAGACCAUCCUUUUAUUUCCAUACCAGUGCGGGCAAUGGAUUCUGUGGACACUGACAUUGACUGGGGAUACCUUACAGUGCCACAGAAACAUGCACUGAAGGCGUUUAAAGAUCAGCGAGGGCGAUGGUAUCGAGGUAAAAUACUUGGCGGCACGUCCAACCUCAAUGACAUGACCUACACACGGGGAUUCCCAAAAGACUACGACAACUGGGAAGCUAAUGGUGCCCAGAAAUGGUCUUUCAAGGAUGUUUUGCCAUACUUUUUAAAGUCUGAAGACAAUGAGAAUGCAGACUUUGUUAAGUCAGGUUUUCACAAGAUGGGUGGACCACUUAAAGUUGGCAGGUCCAAGACUCACAGCUUAACAAAUUUUCUGCUGAGAGCUGGUAAAGAAAUGGGAUAUAAAAUAAUUGACGCUAAUGCUGUUCAGUCAGAAGGUUUUGUUGAGAUUCAGUCCACCUUAAGGAAAGGUGUCCGACAGAGUGCUUCAAGGGCAUUUCUUUAUCCUGUUUUGUUUAGACACAACCUACAUGUACUGACAAACUCCCCUGCUGUCCAGAUUAUGACAGAGAGCAAGCGGGCAGUGGCAGUAAAGUUUGACCACAAUGGAACCAUGACGAUUGUAUGGGCUAAGAAAGAGAUCAUUCUUAGUGCUGGAACAGUGGAAACUGCAAAGUUGUUGCUUCUUUCUGGAAUAGGGCCAGCUGAGGAUUUGAGCAAAAUAAAUAUUCCUGUUGUGGCGAAUUUACCAGUGGGAAAGAAUGUGCAAGACAGCCUGACCUAUGAAUUCCCAGUGGCCAUAGAGCCAGCCAUAAGUAUCUCACCUGAGAAACUUGAUUCUUUCUGGGAAGGAAUCAAAUAUAAAUUAGUAGGAAAAGGAAUUUAUGCCUCACCCAAUGGGAUUGAAGUUGUUGCUUACACUAAUAGUGAAGUCAACGCUGAUAAGUCCUGGCCUGAUCUUCAACUGGUGUUCAAGGGCAUGCUACAUAAUGAAGCCUAUGGGAAAAAGUUAGGGCUCACUGAUAAUGCUCUUACAGACAUGUCAGUCAGAAACAAAUUUGCUAAUGGCUUGGCCUGCUUUAGCACAAUUCUGCGUCCUAAGAGUCGUGGAACCAUCAAACUGCUGAACAAUGAUCCCAGUGCCCAGCCCCUGAUUGAUCCUAACUACUUAGAAAAUGAUGAGGACGUGGAAGUCAUACUUUCAGGUAUAAAGAUUUGUAAAAAGUUGCUGGAUAUGCCGUCAAUGAAACAGAUAUUAGCUGUACCAGCUGAUGGGCCAGCUACAACCUGCGGCAAUAUCACCUUUGACACAGAUGACUAUUGGCGAUGCAUGAUCAGGUCAAGAGGCCAACCUGUCUAUCAGCCAGUAGGUUCCUGUAAGAUGGGCUCUGUUACAGACAGCACAGCUGUAGUGGAUCCCUAUUUAAGGGUAAAAGGUGUACAGGGACUCCGUGUAGUGGACUCAUCAAUCAUUCCUUACAUGACCUCUGGGGGCUCUUACAUUCCAACAAUCAUGAUUGCAGAGAAGGCAGCAGAUAUAAUCAAAUUAAACCAAGCUCAGCACAUGUAGUGAGUGUUGCAUCCAUCGUCAUCAUUGUAGCGAAGCGAAACACCUUUGACAUUUUAUUUCAGGGAACAAAUCCUCAUCUAUUUAUUCCUUACUUAGUUCUACUUAAUUUGAUCAAUGGCUGUAAAACUAGGAGACUUUUUUUUUUAUUUUAAAAAUAUUCAUUAAUUUACAUUUUUGUAAAAUGGUUUUAAAUAAUUUUUUUUUCUUAUUUUAGAUCAUAAUACCCAAUAAUUUUCUAAUGUCUUACAAAGAGUUUGAUUCUCAAAACACUCUGACAUUUCAUUUGUGUUACUCAUCCUUGUUGUUGUUUUUUUUUAUUUAACUUAAAAAUUAUUUUUUUACUGUAACUUAAAAGAAAAUAUUACUGCUGUCAGUAUUUGUGUAGACUUAUAAAUUGAUAUAAUUUGAUAUUGUGCCCUGUCUGUAAAAAUUCAAUGUAUAUACAUAUAUAUGCAAAUUGUGGUGAAUGCAGGUGUGGAUAUUGUAGAGGCACUGCUUACUGUUCGACAGCUGUGCAGGGCAAGGCACCUAUCUGCUGUGGGAGAAGGCAGUAUUUUGUUUUUUACAAGUUCCAAGGAAAUGCUCUCAGAAAAUGCCCUGUUGAUUCCAAAAGAGAUAGCUGAUGGUCUUUUACCAAGACUAUAGGAUUAACAAAGAGCUUUUGCAGAAGACAGGCUUAUAUGCUAAAAAGGAAACUAAAAUUGACCACAGGCAGACCAUCAUGGUUAGGUUGCGUUGGAAGUGGCAAAAUAUGUAGAUCACAGCUAGGGCUGCAUAGCCAACGUGAAAUACUGCCCUCCUCUUUAAUCAUCAGUUUUGAAGACAAAGCCAUCUACAGUUGUUGUUUAUUUUUUGUAUGUGCUUUAUGUUUAUACAGAGCAUAUGUAGAGCUAAUGUGUGAAUGUAUUUUGGGGUACUUACAUAUGUUGGUGCAUUUAUUGUGCAGAUUUGAAUUGCUUCCACAUUGUAUUUAUUUUGUUACAUUUCAAAAGCUUCAAUAAUGUCUGUGGUAAUUCUCUGCCUAUAAAAUGAUUUUGCCAAUAGAUUCCUAGAGUUAAGUGCACACUUUAUUUGAGGUGCAGUAAAUUGUUUAAAAUGUAGAUUUCAGAUUUAGUUCUGGUAUAUGAUGUAAACUGAAAUUCUUGCCUCACAAUUAAGAAGAGUUGUCACUAAAGAAAAUGUGCACUUGUUGAUCUUGUUAUGGACAUUUUGCAUGAAGAUUUUUAUGAGGUGAAUUAGUUAAUGAAGCUAUAUGUUGUUUUUUUUAAAGUAUAUAUUUCUUAUUUUUAUUUUUAAAAAUUGCAUAUUUUUUAAAAAUCUAUUUAGUGUUAUAGUCUUAGCUUCAAAAUGUGAUACAAGAACAGAAUCAAAGAUUGUCAUUUGUAGUGAGAUCCAGGCUGGUACAUAUUGGAGAUCUAAAUCACAAUUAACGACACUAGGUCAAAAAACUAAAAUAUAAAUCUUAUAAUGCAAGAGCAGUUUUUAUUUGUGCUACAUAGAAUCAUCCCCUUUUUUUUUCAUUAACACUUUAACAAAAAUGCAUUCUAGCUACCAAUCAGACCCAUAAUCUGCAUGACCUGAAAAUAUAUUUGACAAUUCCACAGUGCUCCACUGGUCAAAGGUAGCUUACAAACAAAUUCUAAGCUACUUUUCAAAAUGGCUUUCAUGAAAAAGAAACCCUGAUCAAAUCCUGUGGUUGGUCAAAGGGUUAGUCAAAUUUUGUGGAGUGCUAGAAUUCAGGCAUGGUUUGGCUUAAUAUAUGUAUAUUUCUAUGAGAUUUUGUUUUGCUUAUGUUUAUAUCAUUUUUUAUUCUUUGUGCUCAAUUUUAUUGUGAAAUUCCUUAACAAUUUUUAAACUGUCAUUUGUUACAAUUUUUGUCAAGCUUCCAUUAACUCCCAUAAUAUGUCACUGAUCUGUUAAUUCAACUCUAGCUGAAAGUCAAUAUGUAUUGGAUGAAAUUUAUCAGUGAAAAGACAUUGAUUUCCUGAAUAAAAAAAACAAUUAACAACAUAAUAUUGCAGCUGUAUUUAUAACAUAACUGAACUUUCUAGGUGAAGGAAAAAAAGUAGCAUUGACUUUAAAGUCCUGCUAUCCUUCGUUUAUUUUUUUUGGGGGGGGGGGGGGGGGGGAUUUUUUUUCAUCGUUUCUCUUCGAUUUUGAACCCCUUAAAUUUCUCACAAUAGCAUGACGUCUGACAUGGAAAAUAUCUGGGGAAAGCAUCAGGGAGUGGGGGGGGGGGGGGUGAAAAUUUGCCCCAGUGAUUUAAUAACUGAUUGGCUGGGUUGUGAUUUGUUUAGUCUGAGUGGUAUAAAGUGCUUCACAGUGUGUUGGCUGGCUUUGGAGCAAAAAUUAAAUUUCUUACCUAAACUUCUGGUAUUUAGUGGUUUAAAUCUUAGCGCUUAGAUAUUUUUGUUUAAAUCACCACCACUGGCCUUCGUGUGGAUUGCACAUAUUGUGACAUUCUCGCUUUCAAAUUCUAAGUAAUGUUUCCUCGAGUGGUUCUCAAAUGGUGUAUAAUCAUUGACACCAUACCAAGUGAGUUGUUGAUGUUAUGUGAUGUUUCUGUUUUCUUCCUUCAACUGUUUAACCAGUUUACAUUUUGCCCUGCCACACACAAGUUUGUGUAGAGAAAUAUAAACUAUGUUCAUUAACAGAUUAAUAAACAAAUAUACAAUUGUGAA